AUGUGGAAGGCAGAGGACCCCGGGGUGCGCGGCGAGUACGAGCGGCUGGCGGACGUCAAGAAGGCGGAGCACGCAGAGCAGUACCCCGGAUACAAGUUCCAGCCGAUGAAGAAGGAGGAGAAAGCGCGCCGCCGCGAGGAGAAGCGGCUGGAGAAGGAGCGUGCGCGCGAGGAGGCCAAGCGGGCAAAGGCGCAGAUGUCGGCGUACGCGCCCCAGUACGUGCCGAUGGUGCACAUGCCGUACUACCACGACGCGGAGCUGCCUGGGUUCCCUUCGCCGCCGAUGUCGGCCGCGUCGACCCCGUGCUCAACGCCGGGCUCGUCGCUGUCUGAGCUCGCGCCGGAGCACGCGAGGCCGCCCUCGAGUGCGCCCACACCGGCCCCGGCAGCGCAGGUGUCGUACGCGAUGCCCCCGCCGCCGGAGCCUGUCGCGUCGGGUUCGACCGCGGGACCCGCGGUGCAGCCACCGGCGGCGCAGUUUCUGCAGGUGCCGGGGCAGAAUAGCUGGUCUAUUCCGCAGGCCACGGACGCGUCGUCGUCGCAGCCGGGACCGUCCAACUGGACACUCGACGGGCAGCCGCAGGCAGAGAUCGACGCGCUGGACUGGCUGACGCUGGACAUCCCUUCGUUCGGCGACGACGCGCCCCCGUUCGCCGGCGACGCGAACAUGCACACGGCCGACGCGAACGCGAACGCGGGCGGCGACGCGCUCGCGCUGCUGGCGGAGGGCGCGAGCAUCUGGCGCAUGGACGCGUUCGACGCGGGCGCGUUCCUGGCGGACCCCCCCGGCGACUUUGACGUGCAGUUCGGGCAGCUGACGGCGUUUGACGCGGGGAUGGCGGGCAUGGGGGACGUGCGGCUGGGCAUGGAGAUGGGGAUGGGGAUGGGGCAGGACGCGCACGCGCCCGGCGGCGAUGUGCAGCGGCAGGCGGAGCAGUUCUCGGAGCUGCUAUCGCAUUUCGACUUUUCGCAGCUGCCGGGGGGCGGGAGCCUGUUCCCGUCGAGCGCGGCCAGCGGUGGCGGCGGCGCGGGGCUUGCGUGGUCUGCCUCGGGCCCAGGCGGCAUGCAACUCUCCAGUCAAUGCAUGAGUACAAUUGGGGAGUUCCGACAUAAAUUACGACUCAAGGUGACUCAAGAUCCUCCGCCGUGGCUUCCACUCGCGCUCGACAAACCUUUGCACAUCAGCCAGUGCGGCGUCGGCGUAGUCGAGGACAGGGUACAGCAAAGUAUCACGCAGGGUGGCUGUGGCGCUCGUGGGGAGGAGGAGGCGUUCCACGAUCUGACGAAUGUAUGGGUCGUCGCGCUGGAGCGCCCUAGGCCACCAGGUGUUCGUGCGCGUUCGGCUGUCGGUCUUCGGCGGAACGUUGGUGGCGUCGUGCCUGCUGGCCACAAUGAUGUUGUCGAUGACUUUAAGCUCUUCGAAGAGUUUCAUGACAGAGAUUGGGGUCUGGAGGAUGAUGUCGAUCAAUUUGUCAAGAGCUGGAAAUCACUGAAAGGAAAGCCCGAUGCGCAGCUUGAGCUCAUCAACACACGGAGAUCGCAGGCGGAGGAAAUACAAAAAUAUGUCCUCUCACCGUUUAUAUGUAUUACACUGAGUGCCUUGAACCCCCAGUUUGGCACAAUAUCGGCGGAGGCGCUGUCACAAUACUCGAAGACAUUCGAGAUGAGCGACGCCGCUAGAGACAGAGUACAAGCCCCGCAUCUGCGAUAUGAUCGAGAUGCCGGAGGAUCUGAGAAUGAAGAGAAACUCCGUGCACUAUCCCCGAACCUUGUGGAGCGCUGGCAAGCAGAGGCCCGCGAAGAGCUGAGGAGACGCGCGUUACGCUGGGUCGAAUGUCUCAAGUUAUUGCCUUACCCGGAGAUCCUCGGUCACAAGUGUCUGCGCGUUAGUGCGCCGACUUAUCGUGGGCACCCUUACAACCAGUACUGUGUCUACGCGAUCGCGGCGUGGGAGGUCGGCGUCAAUAGCCGACCUUGGAACGGUCAAGAUGGCGAGAACUGUGUCAUCACCUUGCGAACUGCGGUACGUGCCCUUUCCUCUGUCUCAUCGGCGUGUAGACUGACCGCGUGA
Messenger RNA from Postia placenta MAD-698-R-SB12, 2070 nucleotides. RefSeq lists its product as hypothetical. The transcript has 12 exons. The record is from RefSeq and is a predicted model, not a curated record. Bases 1 to 2070 code for a protein of 689 amino acids. Lineage: Eukaryota; Fungi; Basidiomycota; Agaricomycetes; Polyporales; Adustoporiaceae.